Molecule: messenger RNA, 2268 nt
Organism: Hyaena hyaena (striped hyena)
Lineage: Eukaryota; Metazoa; Chordata; Mammalia; Carnivora; Hyaenidae
Gene: ZFP36L1
Product: ZFP36 ring finger protein like 1
Exons: 3
Coding region: 357-1373 (338 amino acids)
Molecular function (GO): metal ion binding; mRNA binding
Source: RefSeq, a predicted model, not a curated record
CCUGCCCAGCCCCUCCUCUCGAGGGGACCGGCUCCAAGGGCGCCAGAGAGGGCCCUGAAGUCGGGCCUGGGACGGAGGACCCGGCCGAUCGCCUCCCGGUCGGAAGCUGCUGUGCAGGUGGAGGGGCCGCCUCUCGAGGCCCGGCGCGGUUUAAAGCUCCUCCUCCUCCGGGGCCACCAAACUGAACUUUAUAAAUUGGGCUUCGCGCGCCGCAGCCGGGGAGAGUCAGAAAGGCGAGGGGCGCCGGGAGCAGGCGUGUGGGACUCCAGACCGGAGAGCCGGAGGCUGCGCCUUCCCCGCACCGGGACCUUCGCGACACACCAGAUCCUCGUCCCUGCCCCGUGCGAGCGCCCAGGAUGACCACCACCCUCGUGUCUGCUACCAUCUUCGACUUAAGCGAAGUUUUAUGCAAGGGUAACAAGAUGCUCAACUACAGUACUCCCAGUGCAGGGGGCUGCCUGCUGGACAGGAAGGCGGUGGGCACCCCUGCCGGCGGGGGCUUCCCCCGGAGGCACUCAGUCACCCUGCCCAGCUCCAAGUUCCACCAGAAUCAGCUCCUCAGCAGCCUCAAGGGCGAGCCGGCUCCAGCUCUGAGCUCUCGGGACAGCCGCUUCCGAGACCGCUCUUUCUCAGAAGGGGGCGAGCGGCUGCUGCCCACCCAGAAGCAGCCCGGGAGCGGCCAGGUCAACUCCAGCCGCUACAAGACGGAGCUGUGCCGCCCCUUCGAGGAGAACGGUGCCUGUAAGUACGGGGACAAGUGCCAGUUCGCACAUGGCAUCCACGAGCUCCGAAGCCUGACCCGUCACCCCAAGUACAAGACGGAGCUGUGCCGCACCUUCCACACCAUUGGCUUUUGCCCUUAUGGGCCCCGCUGCCACUUCAUCCACAACGCUGAGGAGCGCCGCGCCCUGGCCGGGGCCCGGGACCUCUCCGCUGACCGUCCCCGCCUCCAGCAUAGCUUUAGCUUUGCUGGGUUUCCCAGUGCCGCUGCCACCGCCGCUGCCACGGGGCUGCUGGACAGCCCCACGUCCAUCACCCCACCCCCCAUCCUGAGCGCCGAUGACCUCCUGGGCUCACCCACCCUGCCAGAUGGCACCAAUAACCCCUUCGCCUUCUCCAGCCAGGAGCUGGCGAACCUCUUUGCCCCUAGCAUGGGGCUGCCCGGGGGUGGCUCCCCGACCACCUUCCUCUUCCGGCCCAUGUCCGAGUCCCCUCACAUGUUUGACUCUCCCCCCAGCCCUCAGGAUUCUCUCUCGGACCAGGAGGGCUAUCUGAGCAGCUCCAGCAGCAGCCACAGUGGCUCAGAUUCCCCCACCUUGGACAACUCAAGACGCCUGCCCAUUUUCAGCAGACUUUCCAUCUCAGAUGACUAAACCCCCUGGGUAGGGAGGGACCCCCUGCCUACUCCACCCCCCAUCCUUCCCCUCCCCUCCCUACCUGCCUGAUUCCUGACAACCCCUACAUUAACAAGGUUAAGCUCAACCCCUAUCCCCCAGAACCUUGGAAUGCCCCCUUCCUCUCCUCCCCCCUUAUAACCCCCCUCCCCCCAACAUAAGGACAAGUCAAUUUGUCAAUAGCUUCCUCUGGCUUGAAACCCCCUCUCCUCAAUUUUAUAGCCCACUUACCAUGCAUAACAGACAAGUCCCAUAUUUGUCAGUAGAUGCCUUUUUUCCCCCCUUGGCUUAAGCCUUAAGUGCCAAAUCACAAAAGAAAAAGCAGUAACAGUUUACAGAAGCAAUUUAGUGCCUUGUAAUCUAACUUUGUCACUGUGACUACAUUACCUCUUCAGCGCCAGAGGGCACCCGUGGGCCUCCCUGAGCCUCUGCCCAUGGGGAGGGGGAGGGGACCCAGAACCAGCAGCUCCCUCCGCUGGCGAUCCCAACUGCACCUUCCCUUAUUUCAGUCUCCCACACCCUCCCCCUUCCCCUCUCCCCAUGACCCCCACACCCCUCUUGGGAGAGUUGUUUGCUGACUCGGGUUUUUGGGGAAACCUAUCUUGACAUUCAAAACCUUUUUCUUCCCGACCUGAACCUCUUUUGACUAAUCUUGCCUGGGUUCGCGUAGGUCUACAGGAAGGAAGACAAAAAGUGGAUGAAGAUCGUGACAUUAAGUGGGACUUUGUGAUUUAAUUUUUUUUCUUUUUUUCUUUUUUUUUUUUUUUUAAAGUGGGGAGGAUGGGGAAGCUAGAUGGACUAUGAGAGACUUGAUUUUGGUGCUAAAGUUCCCCAGUUCAUAUGUGACAUCUUUAAAAAAAAAAUAACAAAAAAA